ACGUGUCUUCUGUCUUGCUUUCCUCAAAGGGUCCAUCUUGCUGGGAAGACGUCUUAAUUCCUAACCGGAUGAGUGGUGAAUGCCAGUCUCUGAACUGCCCUGGUACUGGAGCGGAAUUUUUCUUCAAAUGUGGAACACACCCAACCUGUGACAGAGAAACAUCAGUCGCUUUGAACCUGAUCACCCCCAACAGCCGCGACAUCAGCUGCAUUACCUGUACGGACAUCAGGAGCCCUGUGCUAGUUUUCCAAUGCAACUCCCGCCACGUGAUUUGCUUAGACUGUUUCCACUUGUAUUGUGUGACAAGACUCAAUGACCGGCAGUUCAUCCAUGACCCAGAGCUUGGCUACUCCCUACCUUGUGUGGCUGGCUGUCCCAACUCCCUGAUUAAAGAGCUGCAUCAUUUCCGGAUUCUUGGAGAAGAGCAGUACAACCGGUACCAGCAGUAUGGGGCUGAAGAGUGUGUGCUGCAGAUGGGGGGCGUGUUGUGCCCUAGCCCUGGCUGCGGAGCAGGACUGCUGCCCGAGACAGGAGUGAGGAAAAUCACCUGCCACGGAGGCAACAACCUGGGCUGUGGGCUUGUCUUUUGUCGGGACUGUAAAGAGGCCUACCAUGAAGGGGCGUGCACUGCGCAGUCGGAAGCCUCAGGGACAGUUACUCAGGGUUACAGAGUUGAUGAAAAGGCAGCUGAAAAGGCUCGAUGGGAAGAGGCCUCCAAAAAAACAAUCAAGAAAACCACCAAACCGUGUCCACGCUGUCAUGUACCUGUUGAAAAAAAUGGCGGAUGCAUGCACAUGAAGUGUCCCCAGCCCCAGUGCAAGUUCGAGUGGUGUUGGAACUGCAGCUUGGAAUGGAACCGCACGUGCAUGGGUGACCACUGGUUUGACGUCUAG
Molecule: messenger RNA, 893 nt
Organism: Chrysochloris asiatica (Cape golden mole)
Lineage: Eukaryota; Metazoa; Chordata; Mammalia; Afrosoricida; Chrysochloridae
Gene: PARK2
Product: parkin RBR E3 ubiquitin protein ligase
Exons: 8
Biological process (GO): regulation of mitochondrion organization; regulation of apoptotic process; ubiquitin-dependent protein catabolic process
Cellular component (GO): cytosol; Golgi apparatus; endoplasmic reticulum
Molecular function (GO): ubiquitin conjugating enzyme binding; zinc ion binding; ubiquitin protein ligase activity
Source: RefSeq, a predicted model, not a curated record